Molecule: messenger RNA, 5563 nt
Organism: Coregonus sp. 'balchen'
Lineage: Eukaryota; Metazoa; Chordata; Actinopteri; Salmoniformes; Salmonidae
Source: the annotation of a GenBank genome assembly
CCUCCUUUCUUCAGUAAGCAGCAGCUCCAGGCCCUGAACUUUGGUGGAAUAGGGAUGGUUAUUGGACAUGAGAUCACCCACGGGUUUGAUGACAAUGGUGAGGCAGUCCUCAUAUUUACAGUCACUGUCUAUGUCUGUGUCCAAUGUGUUGCACAAUCAUGUUUAGUAUAGAGUAUUAAUUCAUGGGAAAAUGAGAUUGCGUCAAAAUUAAUUCCACAUUUUAUCUUUCAAAACAGGCCGUAAUUUUGACAAGGAUGGUAACAUGCUUAACUGGUGGAGUAAUUAUUCUGCUGAGCACUUUAAGGAACAGUCGCAGUGCAUGGUGCAACAAUAUGGCAACUUCAACUGGAAGCUUGCAGGCGGACAAAAUGUGAGUUUCCCAAUGUAGCAGAAGCUUGGGCAAAAUAAAAACAUUAUUUGGGUAUGAUGACUAAAACCUCAUUUUAGUUUCACUAUAAACGAUUAUAGAAGAUGAUAGAUUUUUUUGAAAGAACCUCGAUUGAGUGUUUACCAUUUAGCUGUGAGUGUGUUAAAUACGUCCUGCAGUGAAUUUGGAUAUUUUUCGAUUGAAAAACAAUAUCCCAAGUAUAAGAACACUAAUGUACACACAGUUAAGAGUAAAAAAAAAUUGCCAUGUCAUAAAUCAGGUGUUAAAUGAGGUGAAAAGGAGACUGGAGUAGGACUUUAAUGACUGUCUCUGUGUGACCCCAGGUCAGUGGAAUUAGUACUUUGGGGGAAAACAUUGCAGACAACGGAGGAGUUCGGCAAGCUUACAAGGUGUGACACCAAAUCAUGGCACCCUGACAAAACGCGUUCAAUCCCCAUAAAACACAAUGAACCACUUCAUAACAAAAACAUUUCUCUGACUAAAUACUAUCUAGUUAUAUUUUAUAUUUGUAUGUUUUUUGUGUGUUUGUGGUCAGGCCUACAUGAAGUGGGUGGAGAGAGAAGGAGAAGAGCUUCGUUUACCUGGUCUGGACAUGGACCACAAACAACUAUUUUUUCUUAACUUUGCCCAAGUGAGUAAGCUCCCCUUUAAUAAAUUGAGUAGUCUAAAGCAGGGUUCCCCUAGCACUACACAGCCGAUUCAAAUAAUCUAAGCAUGAUGUUGAGAUGGUUAUUUGAAUCAGCUGUGUAGUGCUAGGGCAAAAACCAAAACGUGCACCCGAGGUUGGGAAACCCUGGUCUAAAGUAGGCCACUGUUUCUCAACUUUUAUUGUACCAGGGACCUAAAAGCUAUAUUAGUGUCCUUCCUCCACAGACCACUAAGAAACACUGGUCUGGAGACCACUGAGAACAAACACCCCAAAGAGACUCCCGAGUGGCGCAGUGGUCUAAGGCACUGCAUCGCAGUGCUAGCUGUGCCACUAGAGAUCCUGGUUUGAAUCCAGGCUCUGUCGUAGCCGGCUGCGACCGGGAGACCCAUGGGGCGGCGCGCAAUUCGUCCAGGGUAGAGGAGGGAAUGGCCGGCAGGGAUGUAGCUCAGUUGGUAGAGCAUGGCGUUUGCAACGCCAGGGUUGUGGGUUCGAUUCCCAUGGGGGGCCAGUAUAAAAAAUAAAAUAAAAAAUGUGUGCACUCACUAACUGUAAGUUGCUCUGGAUAAGAGUGUCUGCUAAAAUGUAAAUUAUAUUUUCCUAAAUACUUUGGUUUUCAAUAAAUAAACAAUUGGACCAAGGGGUUAAAAACGACACCAGAUCAUUACUUUAUAUCAAGCGACCUACCUAGGGGUACAGAAUAUCUUUUGCCAAAUUAAAGACCAUUGCGGAGCCGGGGAAAACAAGGCAAGAGCAAAGCCAGACUAGUGUUUUACAGUCUUUAUCCAAAACCAGGUCAAAAGCCAAUGUUUGCAUAACAGCAAAACAAUUAUUCAGUUGGGCUGUCGAACAGCACUUUGGAAAAAAUACUUAUCUCUGGCAUAUCAAUUUCAUCAUCAUUUUAUGGUUUACCUUUACUGUAUAUUCAGCCAAAAAAUAACAGCACUGGUAAAAUACGAACACAUGUAGUUGAGAAAAGAAAUGUGCUAUGUGCUUUUACUGUAUCAAACAUGAAUUAUUUAAUUAGUGAUACAUCUUUCUCCUCCAGGUAUGGUGUGGUGCCUAUCGGCCUGAAUAUGCCAGCCAGUGCAUCAAGACUGACUCCCACAGUCCCCUGGAAUACAGGUAACGACCAACAGUAAAAAUGUAGCGUUUGGCUAUUCCAACAUACAGUAUUUUCUGUCAAUCUGUUAACACUCUUUACAUAUCUUCUCUCACAGGGUACUUGGCUCCCUACAGAAUUUUGGAGCAUUCUCAGAGGCAUUCCAGUGCAAACCAGGUACACCCAUGAACCCUGAGAUGAAAUGUCGGGUGUGGUAGCCAGUUUCGGCUUUUCUCUACUCUUGUUAUUUAUUUCUUGACUGGGGCAGCUGAACAAAAAAACAUGCUUAAUAACCACCUUGUGUUAUACUGACGCCAAAGAGGCAUCCUGCCUUGGAGUAUGUCUGAUAGAUUUACAUGGCAGAAGAUAACAUUUACACAAGUGUUAUGGACUGGAUAACUGACCAAACUACACCCUAGUAUCACCACUUGAAGCAGACGUAAACUAUGAUGAGACAGGAAAAACACUUGCAAAGAGUAUGUACUUAUAUGGCUACUCAACCUAAAGAUGUUGUCUGUGGGUGAACAGUUUUGCUUGUUCUUGUUUACGAGUGGUUUUGUUGUAUACAUGCAUACAUCUGAAGCUCCUAUGGACCAAUGUGGGUGGUCAGUGGAUACAUGUAUAGUUGGCAAAUGUAGGACAUUCCUAAAACCUUGUAGAAUACGUUUGAGCCAAUCUGGCUUUAAAUGCUUUAACUGACUUUUUAAAGAAUUUCCUAAAUAACUCUGUUCUUUUUGCCAAGUCAUUCAGAUGGCAAAUCCACAGCGCUUUUAAGCCUACAUAUUUAGUGGCUUUCAUCUAUGUGCACCAAGUAUCUUUUGGCACUGAGUUGCCUUGUACUAUCCUGUCCAAUAUGGAACAUUUGUUUUUUAAGACAUUUUGCCACGGGGCAAGAUGCAAAAAUGAAUAACAAGUCUGACAUUGCAGUGUGACUAUGAAAUGAAUAAAGGCUCUGUGAGAAAAUGAAGAGCAGCGGUGAACUAGAGCAUAAUUAGUCUCAGUCCCAGGCCAAGGCUUGGCUACGUCACUCUUUUAAAUGAAACAAUUUACCCGAAGACGUCAGACUGUUAAACCUUUGCAGCUUUACCUUAUAUGAACAUUUUGAAAAUCUAAAAAAGGAUGGCUUAAAAUGUUUUUGCUAUAGCAUAUAUAAAUGUGAGAUCUACAAAGAUAUAUGCUUGGAAAUAAGCUUAAAUACUUGCUAGGCUAGCCCUGUUUUGUUUGAGAUUCAUUUAUAGUGAUGAUGAUCUGCCACGGAGUGAUCAGUAUCUUAUUUAUGAUAGAUACUCAAUACUCGAUCCCAACUGAAACUGAAAGUGAUUUGACUUACUGUAUGUGUUGUGUUACAGUAUGUUUCAGAGACAAACAUUUGAUUAACAGUGCUCCUUUAUCUCGGGCUUUGUCCACACAGCACCAGUCAGCAUUUGUGACUAGGAUAUGAUCAGAAAGAAACAUUUAUAGGAGUGCUUUUCAAAAAUGUGCACAGAGAAGUCUUUAAGUUUAUACAAUGCUUUGUGUUUACUGCAUAAAAUAAAAAACAGAACAGAAAACUGUUCCCAGAAUCCCGUAAUACAGUCAUGGGUUUGGACUAGCUAGUGAUUUGUGUUAGCACCUACCUAUAGUCCUGGCAUCGCCAGCUGAAAGUAACAGAUACUUAAUAUAAUGAGGAAUGUGCAGCCAUGCCUCAGCUACACAUGGGGCCCUAAACAGAGCUGUGUUUUAUGAAUCCUGUCCCUUUCCUCCAUUUAUCCUUCCUCCGUUUAAAAAAAAAUAUAGAGACAAAUACACAUCUUACUUUUGGAUCCGGAUACCCCUUUCCAUAUUGUGUGUGCAAGAAAUAGAGAAAUUAAAUAAAAUAUUGUAUUCCCCCCCCCCCCCCCCCCAAAAAAAAAGGGAUACUAGGUGUAGCAGAGCCUUUUAUGGCUCAUAUUUUUUAUGUUCUGGUUUGGAUGUCUAAAAUGCCAACAUUUCAGAGAUUACUACGAGGUGUUCCACAACAGUUUCCAGGACAGGCAGCACAUGUUCACAAUUUGUCCAAAUGCUAUUUUUUAUUUUAUUUUUUUGUUCCUAAAUCCUUACCCGUUGUUGUGUAUCUUGCCAUGAUUGAACACAUGCUCUUCUGAGAAAAAAUCUAAAAGCUAGAACUUGAUUAUGGUAUGCGACCUUUGGGGCAUAACCCUAUAGUCAUUGGCAUAACCACAUAGAGGUGGAAUGUAGGUGUGAAUAGAGAAGCAGGUGAAGUCCAGGUGAAGGGGUACGUCUUGACCUCUGCCAUUGAUUAGUGGCCCAGAGAAAGACUGUGUGCUGGUGGUGCGUGUGUGAGGACUGUGAGGAUGGUUGGGAGCCUGGUAACUAACUGCUAUAGGGGCCUCUUGGACAGACUGACAGACAGACACUCUGGGGAAAUGGCUUCUCAUUAGAGAGAAAUGCCGGUCAAGGCCAGGACAGUUAUUUUCUACCUUGAUUAACAAGCAGAACUAAAGGGCAGAACAGGAGAGAGCAACUUAGAACCUGACAAAAUGAUCAAACAGAUUGCCAUGGUGGCGGAACAAAGAGGGUUUUGAAGCACUACUGGGGAAAGCAAACACAGUCAUUGAGAAAAUUCAGGAUGCCUUUGUCAAUUGAACAUGACUGUUAUGUCUCAUCAGAGACUGUUUUAUUGAAUGUUCAUGAUAUAUGUAUCUUGCCUUUGAAGCUUUAUUUAUUCACUCUGCCUGUUUACUUCUCGUAAUGGCUUGGAUGUUGUACAGUGCAGUGGAUUCCGAUAGCUUUGUUACUGGUGACUGUUUCACUUGGGAUGUGAGUGGUGAAGUAGUUUGUUGCCAAUCAAAGAGACUAUCCAUAGUUGACAAGGAAUUAAAAUAACCAACAGUGACAAUAUAAAGCUAUAAGCAAUUUGGGUAACAUCUCAUCAAAUGGCACCCUAUUCCCUAUAUAGUGCACUACUUUGGGAUGUACCCUUGUAUUUGUUGUUUGGUUGUCCUCUGGAAAAAGUUAAAAGAGAGUAACUUUCAUUUAAACGAUCUACUGUUAUAAUGGUUUCAUCAUGCACAUAAGAUUUAAACAAUAACAUUUGCACAAAAUCAGUUUGAGAAUUGUACAUACUUCAUACACAUUUUGACACACACACACACACACACACACACACACACACACACACACACACACACACACAAUAGCCUCUUCAACCUGCGAUAAUAGAUGGACAUUCCCCCACCAGUAAUCCUUAGACCAUUAGAAUCAAAUAAAUACCCAAACUACAGCUAUCUGAAUUGGAUUUUCACUUUUCUUGCAUAACUAGCUUGUGAUAUAUCUAUAAACCAAAAUGGAACACAAAUAAAAUAUAUUUCCGAAGCAACAAUAGGAUAUCUUGUCAGUGCUGUGUGCUUCUCCAUAUUCACAGGUGAAAGCUCAUGCUGCUAUAUAA